UGUAUGUCGACCUCUGAGUGAACAAAUUUCCGACUGCCCCUGAAGACAGCGCGCCUCCAUCAGGACCCUGUCGCUGGCUCAACUUUCUUCUUGUCUCUCCCGGAGUCUGAAUCCGCGCCAAACACCGCCAGACCUUCAAAGAGAAGCAAAAUAAGUAUUGUAAAAACUACCAGAAACGACCAUGAAGUUGUCUUUAAUUCGCAGUGCUUGUGGCAGCCUUCGGAUACAUCCAGCCCGACCAGGAAGCAGAGUCAGCGGCUUGUCGCGGAGAUGCCUGCCGGUUGGUGCUGCCAGCGGUCGGAUGAUCGUCCGGACCGCGAGCGCUACCAGCAGCGGCGGUACCAGUCAGAAGUUAGCUGUUAACUUUGGGAAACAGUCCCAAAAAGAUGAUGGCCAAGACAGCGACCAUUUUUUGAGAGAAGUGGUUCAGAGCUCCAAGGAGACAAUGUUGGCUCUGCAGAGGAAAAAUCCAGCAAUCCAACCUCUGCUAGCCAUUAUACAGGCAGGUGAAGAUGACGGCUUGCUGGAGAUCAAUAUGAAAAUAGCAGAAAUGAUCGGCUUAAACGUCAUCCAGAUUUGUCUGGCGAAGGACUGCAGUGAGGAUGAAAUUGUAGAGGAGGUGUUGAAGCUGAAUGAAGACCCCAGGGUGCACGGAGUCCACCUACACCUCCCCCCUGCUUCCCUCACCAGUCGAGUGCUGAACACACUCAAAGCAGAUAAAGAUGUUGAUGGGAUAACCGAUUUGAAUACGGGCCGUCUGGUACGAGGAGACCUGAGCAAAGGCUUUGUUCCACCCAUAGCCAGCGCUGUCCUGGAUCUGCUGGAGAAACAUGAUGCCCCUUUGGAAGGGAAAACUGUGUUACUGGUUGGAGGAGAGGGACCUCUUGUGGUGUCCCUGCAGUGCCUGAUUGAACGAAGUGGAAUGGUAGCUCUCAAGAGUCACUGGAGCUCCAAGAGCUUACAGAGCCAGGUGAUGCAGGCAGAUGCUGUGAUCCUUUUUGGGGCAGAGAAUAUGGAUGUCCCACCUGCCUGGGUUAGAUCAGGGACUGCUGUCAUCCGCUGUGAGCCCACCCUAGAGACAGAUGAAAAUGUCAUUGAGAUGUCCUCAAAGUCUGGGUUAGGAUACCUCACAGCAGCUUACAGAACACAGAAUGUGGUGCGUAGUUGUAGUCGGUGGCACAAGGAGCAGCAGUACCGACCCUGGCAUCUGUGCAGCCUCAAACUGCAGCCCCUAACCCCUGUACCAAGUGACAUAGAGAUUUCCAGAGCCCAAACACCGAAGCCAGUGCACCAGCUGGCUGAGGAGAUUGGUCUGCUGCCAGAAGAGCUUGAAGCUUAUGGCAGAAGCAAAGCUAAGGUCCGACUCUCCUUGUUAGACCGCCUUCACAAACAGCCUGACGGGAAAUAUGUCCUGGUUGCUGGUAUAACUCCCACCCCACUGGGUGAAGGUAAAAGCACGGUGACCAUCGGCCUAGUCCAGGCUCUGUCUGCUCACCUUAAGCUGAACUCCUUCGCCUGUCUCCGCCAGCCUUCCCAGGGACCUACUUUUGGGGUUAAAGGGGGAGCUGCAGGAGGGGGAUAUGCCCAGGUCAUCCCGAUGGAGGAGUUCAACCUCCAUCUGACUGGUGACAUUCACGCUAUCACAGCAGCCAACAACCUGGUGGCAGCAGCCAUUGAUGCCAGGAUGCUCCACGAGGCGACUCAAUCAGACAAGGCUCUGUUUAAUAGACUGGUCCCUUCAGUGAAUGGAGUCAGAAGAUUUUCACCUAUCCAAGUCUCCAGGCUUCGUCGUCUAGGGAUCGAUAAAAUAGAUCCUGCAUCUCUCACACCUCAGGAGGUCAGCACCUUUGUUCGUCUUGACCUUGACCCCUCCAAGAUCACCUGGCAGAGAGUUGUUGACACAAAUGACCGCUUCUUGAGGAAGAUCACAGUUGGACAGGCCAGCACUGAAAAAGGACAGAUCAGAGAGACUGGGUUCGACAUAGCAGUGGCGAGCGAGAUCAUGGCCAUCCUGGCUCUGGCAGACAGCCUGGAGGACAUGAAAAACAGACUGGCGCGCAUGGUGGUGGGGACCAGCCGCUCUGGACAGCCUGUCACCGCAGAGGACCUGGGUGUGAGCGGAGCGCUGGCGGUGUUAAUGAAAGAUGCCAUCAAGCCCACGUUGAUGCAGACCCUCGAGGGUACGCCAGUGUUUGUCCAUGCUGGGCCCUUUGCCAACAUCGCCCAUGGCAACUCCUCGGUGCUGGCAGACAAGCUGGCUUUGAAGUUGGUUGGACGGGACGGCUUUGUGGUGACAGAAGCUGGUUUCGGAGCAGACAUCGGGAUGGAGAAGUUCUUCAACAUCAAAUGUCGGGCUUCGGGGCUGAGGCCGAAUGUGGUGGUGCUGGUUGCAACUGUCCGAGCGUUGAAGAUGCACGGUGGUGGCCCAAAUGUGUCUGCAGGCGCACCACUUCCUAAAGAGUACAUUGAUGAGAAUCUCAGUCUAGUUGCAGGUGGUUGCCAUAGCAAUCUCAGGAAGCAGAUCCAAAUAGCACAUCUGUUUGGGGUACCAGUCGUGGUGGCACUCAAUGUCUUCAAGACCGACACGCAGGCAGAGAUUGACCUUGUGUGUCAGAUAGCAAAAGAGUGCGGAGCGUCUGAUGCUGUGCCGUGUCACCACUGGGCGCAGGGUGGUCGGGGUUCCUUAGAGCUGGCUGAGGCUGUGAAUUUGGCUGCCAGCAGACCCAGCAACUUCCAGUUCCUGUACACCACAGAGAUGCCGAUUGUGGCGAAGAUCAGAACAAUCGCUCGCAAAGUGUAUGGAGCUGAUGACAUCGAGCUGUCUCCAGAGGCCGAGGCCAAAAUAGAUUACUACAAUCAACAGGGCUUUGGUUCAUUGCCUAUCUGUAUGGCCAAGACUCACCUGUCCCUGUCCCACAUGCCUGACAAGAAGGGUGUGCCCACUGGAUUCGUUUUGCCAAUCAGAGAUGUUCGUGCCAGCAUCGGGGCUGGUUUUAUCUACCCACUGGUGGGAACGAUGAGCACUAUGCCUGGCCUGCCAACCCGGCCCUGUUUCUACGACAUCGACCUCGACCCGGUCACAGAGGAGAUCACUGGACUCUUCUGAGCAUGCUCACUAAAGGUAUUCUCACAGGCUCCCUGCUCUGUUCUCAGGAUCCACGCGUGCACCAUCAGAUGCAUUCAUCCUCUGCAUCUUUGACAGGAAAUGCUUUCUUACUUUCUGGCAGCCCAAACUCUCUCCACAUCACUGUUGUAUGUUUUGAGAGGAAAAAAAUAUAACUGGAACAUUAGUUUAAAGCUGUAUUUGCACAUCUGUGUGAUAUGCCAAAGACGACAGCCAUAUCGUAUAUAUCACAAAUGCUGUUUUAUGCUUUUGACCUCUCUGUACGGUGUUUUCUGUGUAUGGAAGAGUCAGUUUAAGUCUUAAAAAAAAAUCUUUUUUACUUUAAUCGUAUUUACUUUUUUCAUUUUUUUGUGAAUUGAAAGCUACUAAAAUGUCUGAUAACAGUGCUGCAUCUUUAUACGUGUCUUAAGCUUUUCAAUUGACUUGCUGUUGUAUGCACAAAAAGCCAUUAUGGUGUUAUGUAGCCUUUAUUUUCUAACCUGCUGGAUGCUGCUGAAUGUCCCACCUGCUGCACUGCCUGGGUAAAAAUCAAUACAAGUCAUGAGUUCAAAGCCAAUUCUGACAUAUUUUUCAAGUAUUGCAGUUAACAUAAUGAGAAAGCUGUGAAUCCUGCCUGAAAUUUCAAUAGCUCUUGCAGAGGGGAAACAUCUUAUCGUCAGGUUAAAGAGCUGUUAAAGGCUUUUUAUUGGGCCAUGUAUGUAACUUAAGAUAUGCCAUCGGUAUUAAUGCUUUAUUUCAUAAACGUUUACAGUUUUCUAUGAUUUUAAUGGAGUUGGUCUUAGUUUUAGGCCUCCUGCUAUAUGUAACUUUGCUCUUACUUUUUCAGCUGGACAUGUUUUGAUUGUCAUUUAAAAACUGAUUAAAGGGUACCUUCAGUAUUUUGUCCUGGACCAUUUUUCCCCAUAUUUUCCAUGAACAACAAAUUUCGAAAUUGGUCCACUAUUGAGAAAGGGGAUAACAGCUGUGCAACGCUGGCAAUGUAACUAUAUGGAGCAAUUGUGCACUGUCACUGUAUAUACAUUAAAAGUGGUUAUUUUUGCUAUGGACAGGCUCAGAUUGUUGUUGUAAGUUUCUUAAAUGUACCUCUACCUUUUGCUUGAUUUGUGUCUAAAUCUCGCUCAAAAAGAAGUCUCAUUCUAAAAUCUUACAAGAUGUCUUAUUGCAGGAAGACAAUGCUGGAAACAGAAGUGAGAUGGAAAAGCGUGUAGCGAUGGAUUACAGAAAGUGUAGCUUAGUGUUAUCUUAAAGAUUUUUGAUGUUGUGGAAGAUAAUUUAGCUGAUUUCGACAACGUAGACGAGGCCUUCGAGUUCAGUGACCGCCCAUAUUUAUUUGAGCUGGAGCAUAUUUUGUAAUAUUUCAGAACACUUGGACACAAAAACAAAGGCAUAUUUCGGAGAGACAUUUCAGACAUUUUUAAUAACAAUCUGAGCCUGUCUGUGGCAACAUGAGUCACUUUCAAAGGACACCAAGUGACGGUGCACAGUUGCCCCAUCUGGUUACAUUGUAAGCAUUGCCCAGCUAUCAACUGCAGCCCUCUCUUUAAUUGCUAAACCAUUUCAAAAGCUGUUGUUCACAUCAGUCACUUAGACACAAAAACAUGGGAAUAAAGGUUCCAGGUUGAAAAACUCCGAAAUUACCCUUUAACACCCAGUGUCUGUGUGUCCUGACCCAUCACUUGAUGAUGGGAUGAUUAUAUGGCCAAAUUACAAUCACAUGACGGGUGCAACUGAAGCUUUUAUUAAAGUUUAAUUGAACCAAACUUUAUGUAACUGGUGUGAAACUAACACAAAUUUGCUCUAAAAAACAUAGUUCUCAUUAACAGCAGUAUGUUAAACAUUUUGGUGCCCAUGGAUCAAAAGUGUGUGCCUUUCAAUAAACCUUUUAUUUACUCCAAAA
Messenger RNA from Plectropomus leopardus (leopard coralgrouper), 5021 nucleotides. It is a transcript of the gene mthfd1l, whose product is annotated as methylenetetrahydrofolate dehydrogenase (NADP+ dependent) 1 like. The record is from RefSeq and is a predicted model, not a curated record. Gene Ontology annotation, cellular component: cytosol. Gene Ontology annotation, biological process: tetrahydrofolate interconversion. Lineage: Eukaryota; Metazoa; Chordata; Actinopteri; Perciformes; Serranidae. Gene Ontology annotation, molecular function: methenyltetrahydrofolate cyclohydrolase activity; ATP binding; methylenetetrahydrofolate dehydrogenase (NADP+) activity.